This is a messenger RNA of Oryza sativa Japonica Group (Japanese rice), 1639 nucleotides long. RefSeq lists its product as uncharacterized. The record is from RefSeq and is a predicted model, not a curated record. NCBI's taxonomy places the organism in Eukaryota, Viridiplantae, Streptophyta, Magnoliopsida, Poales, Poaceae.
GUUUAGCUCUUUGCUAGAUCGAGGUGGUUGGCGACUCUAGGAUCACCACAAAGCUUAAGGUGCUGCGAUCGUUGUUGUCAACUUGUCACAGAAAGUUGCCAACAGUUGCAUCAUCCCAUUCAAAAACACUUACAGUUCCACAGAUAAUUCUGGCUAAAAUAUUUCAGUGUUUUCUUCUGUGAUUAACAAUCACUACUCUGUACUACUAGUAAACACUGCAAGUCUAUCUUCUCCGAUCAGGUCGGGGAUGAGUUAUGACGCGAUCCAAUGGUCUCAUAUUCAAGAUUUCCUUGAUGUAGAAUGCAGCAGCAUGAAGAACGACGACGGUGAUCGCGACGGCGACGAUGUCAGCUCAGCCUCAGAGACGCCGCCGGCCAGCACGGUGGAUGCUGCAGCUAUGGCCAGCAAGAUCAGGACGGCCGCGCGGCGGCUUCGAGCUCUGCUGGAUCGCGGCGGCAUGGCGGACGACGAUCCGUUCCGGUUCACGCUGGCCGGCGACGUCACGAGAGCGGCGGAGGAAAUGGCCGCGCUCCGAGGAGCCCGGCCGGCGUUCCGACGGGCGGUGGCGUCUCGCCUCAGCGAGGCCGGCUACGACGCCGCCGUGUGCCGGACGAGGUGGCGCGCGGCGCGCGACGUGGCCGCGGGGAACUACGAGUACAUCGACGUGGUGGUGACCGCGGUCACCGCCGCCGGCGCCGGCGCAGCGAAAUCCGCCGCGCACGGCGCGGAGCGGCGGUACAUCGUCGACGUCGGGUUCGCGGCGGAGUUCGCCGUGGCGCGUCCGACGGUGGGCUACGACGAGCUGGUGCUGUCCGCCCUCCCGGCCAUCCUGGUCGCUCCGCCGACGGUGGCGCGGGAGGCGGUGACGCUGGCGGCCAAGGCGGCGCGGCGGUCGAUCAAGAGCCAGGGGCUCGCCGUGCCGCCGUGGCGGAAGAAGCGGUUCGUGGCGGCCAAGUGGCUCGGCCCGUACCGCCGGACGCCGCCUCACGACGCGGCCACCGCCGGUGCAGCUGGAGGCGCCGGAGAAGCGGCGUGCCGCACGGUGGGGUUCAUGCUUGGACCACCUAUACAGCCAUGGGCCAUGGCUAGUAGUAAGUGUUGUUUUGUAAGCAUGCGAGCUGCAGCCAAUCAGCCAUGCACGUAUGAUGUAAUGGUGUGGGAAUGAUUAAUCGGCGGAAUAGUGUGGAGGCAUCCGCAUCGGCAUCGGGGACGGAAUGUGCGCGCGGCGGGCGGUUCACGGUGGGAUCGAUCGUUUCGCGGAGGCGCCGUCACAAUCCGUACCUGCGGUGGGGCCGUGCGUUUGUCAAUUAUUGUCUUGUCGGUUGUCACUGAAAUACUUCAUGGUGACGGCGAUGACCAUGUAAUAUUAAAUGUAUCACAUCUUUAUUAUAAAUUUGGAUAGACUUUUCUCUAAAUUAAUAGCAUUAGAAUGUAUUACAUCAGUAACUUAUUUUGGUACGGAGUAGCUAGCUAGCUUGCUUUAUAUAUACUAGCAUGGUAGCCCGCGCAGAUUACGCAGCUAGCAUCAUUAUAUUUUCUCUCAUAUAAUAGCAUAUAUGUUUUCUCAUUAUAUUAUUCAAAUAUAUUAAAAUGACAACACAAUUUUAAAUUUUGCAAUAACUUUACAAAACUACUAAUA